Messenger RNA from Cydia amplana, 3099 nucleotides. RefSeq names its product semaphorin-2A-like. The record is from RefSeq and is a predicted model, not a curated record. Gene Ontology annotation, biological process: negative regulation of axon extension involved in axon guidance; neural crest cell migration; positive regulation of cell migration. The transcript has 14 exons. Gene Ontology annotation, molecular function: chemorepellent activity; semaphorin receptor binding. The coding region runs from base 904 to 3051 and encodes 715 amino acids. NCBI's taxonomy places the organism in Eukaryota, Metazoa, Arthropoda, Insecta, Lepidoptera, Tortricidae.
CUCCCGUGACUCAUACGCACUAGCUCGCUUAUACACAUACACAAAAGAAAAAAAUAAACUACUAACUUCCUUUUGCGUGCUUACGAACAUAAAAGUUUUUCGUGCGUAUCCUAACGAAAACAUAAAUUAGGUAAAUUUACUACGUUUUAUAGAGAACAUCCAUCCCCUUCGUUACAAUAUGUUCGUAACGACCGAGGGUCAACGCGCAGUCAGAUCUCCCCCACGAUUAAGAAGCGGCUCCGGAUCGGCGAAAUUAUCAAAACUUUUUAACUUACAAGUUUUCGUAAAGUCUUGUCCUUAGUACGAGUGGAGCGGAGCGCGCUUCCUUCGCGUGGAGCUUUCAAAGGUCGAGCCGUUUCAGGUUCGUGCCGUCCUUGUUUGCCACAAACGGAGGGUGCAGGCAAACGCAGAGACGCGUUUCGGUUAAAUCCGUUGUCUCAUGUGGCGAGUUUACCGGUUCCAUUCCGGAGGCAAGUUCUCAGUCAGUCAAGUCAGUUCAGUUGCCGCCGAUGUGAUGUCGGGGGUGCACGCCGCGCCGGUCGCUCGCCGACUUCUCGCAGUGACGAUCGCGACGAUACUUCUUCCCCAACUAAUAAAUCAAGCGAACCGAACAAAGUAAGCGCUCACGAACAGAUUAUAACUUGAUGUGAGAUAACAAGCGCUGCAUGAUAGUGAUUAAUCGCUAAAGUACGUUCAACUCUAUUCGAAAUCAACCGCAAUCCCGUUGCGUUUCGAUUUACGCGUAAUGUAAACACACACAGUUGAAGUUUUCCGGAAUAAGUUGUUGACUUUGCUAACAAUAGUUCUGGAACUGGAUGCAUUGUUUGAAGGAUUGUUAGCGAUAAUGUAGGCAGUUUGGUGGGGUCAGACGGUGAACGUUAGUGAAUGUGUUGGAUGUGUUAGAUGAACUUCAGGAUGGAUGGACAGUGGACUUUUGGCGCGCUGUGGACGUUGCUGGCGGUCGUGCUGGGGGACUCUUGGACCGCCUACCAGGAGCAGCCGUGCUGCCGGCCCGUCUCGCACCACCGCGUCCGGCAUCAUCGAGAUCAUAUAAGGGAGUUCAGCUGCGGGACUCUAUUUUACCGCACCAUGUACAUGAAUGAAGAUAAAAACACGCUUUACGUAGGAGCUAUGGAUCGAGUAUUCAAAUUAAAUAUGACUGAUAUUAGUCAAUCACAUUGUGAGCGCGACGCAAUGAUGCUGGAGGCCAACAGCGUGGACCGCUGUAUCAGCAAGGGCAAGACGGAGCCCUUCGAGUGCCGCAACCACAUCCGCGUGCUGCAGCCACUGGGAGACGGCGAAAGACUUUAUGUGUGCGGCACCAACGCACACAGUCCUAAAGACUGGGUAGUCUAUUUGAAUUUAACGCACCUUCCUCGGCACGAGUACGCGCCGGGCGUAGGUUUCGGAGUGGCCAAGUGCCCCUACGACCCGGCGGACAACAGUACGGCCGUGUGGGUGAGCCACGGCAACCCAGGCGGCUUGCCCACGCUUUACGCCGGCACCAACGCCGAGUUCACCAAGGCCGACCCCGUCAUAUUCCGGAACGACCUGUUCGAUUUUCGAACGGGACAAAAGAAGUACAGUUUUAAGAGAACGCUGAAGUAUGACUCCAAGUGGCUCGACAAAACCAACUUUGUGGGAUCGUUUGACGUGGGCGAAUAUGUGCUAUUCUUUUUUCGAGAAACGGCCGUGGAGUUUAUGAACUGCGGCAAGGCGGUGUACUCGCGGGUGGCCAGGGUGUGCAAACAGGACACCGGGGGCAAGCACAUACUCAACCAGAACUGGGUCACUUAUUUGAAGGCCAGACUCAACUGUAGCAUACCUGGAGAGUUUCCUUUCUAUUUUGAUGAAAUACAAAGCGUAUACAUGAUGCCGGGCGAGGUGCCGCGGUUCCACGCCGUGUUCACAACAGGCGCGAGCGACGGGCUCGUUGGCUCGGCCAUCUGCACGUACAACAUGGACGACAUACAGGAGGCCUUCGCGGGCCGGUUCAAGGAGCAGGCUACAUCAAGCUCGGCGUGGCUGCCUGUGCUGCGCGCGCGCGUGCCCGAGCCGCGGCCCGGCACCUGCGUCAACAACACCGAGGCCCUACCCGAUAACGUGCUCAACUUUAUAAGGUCGCACCCGCUGAUGGACUCGGCGGUCCGCCACGAGGGCGACGCGCCCGCCUUCUACAAGCGCGACUUGGUGCUGACCACGCUGGUGGUGGACACUCAGUUCGUGGACAUGCUGGGCGAUGACAUUACUUACACGGUGUUCUAUGCUGGCACUAGUGAGGGCUCCGUGUACAAGAUAGUGAAGUGGGCAGGAGGUUACUCGCGCGUGGCGGACGUGUGGCGCGCGGCUGGUGACGAGCCGGUGCGCGCGUUGGCGCUUUCGUCGCGUCUCCACUCGCUGUACCUCGCCACCGACAACAGGCUGCGUCAGCUACCGCUGCGGACGUGUGCACAUCGGUACGACAGCUGCACGCGAUGUGUUCUCGAUCCCUAUUGCGGCUGGGACAAAGAAGUUGGGGCGUGCCGUCCGUAUACUCCUGGUCUUUUACACGAUGCCACGAAUUCUACGCCGUCCAUAUGCGAAGCCAGCGCCCCUCUGAAGACCGUCAGAGCCAGCUACGGCCAGAGCGUCCAUCUGUCGGCUUUCGCCAAGACACCUGAGGCAUUGAAGGACCAGCAUGUCGUGUGGUUCCAUCACUCAAGAGAAAAGGGGAGAUACAGGAUAAGUUUCAAUUGGGAGCGAGUUCUGCAGACGUCGGAGCGGGGCUUGGUGCUGCUGACCGUGACGGAGUCGGAUCGGGGCCGGUACGAGUGCUACUACGGGCCCACACUCGUUGCUUCUUAUAAUUUGGACAUCGAUAUGCAUAGGUGUACUCAACCAAGCAAGACUACAGACUACAAGCAAGUGUACUCCGACUGGUGCCACGAGUUCGAGAAGUAUAAAAGCGCGAUGAAGGUCUGGGAAUCUCGGCACACGCAAUGUUCCAAAAACGUGAACGGGUCAUCGAGCCAGAACAGCCUGGUCAACGAGAUCGCGGCAUCGCUGCGGUGAUAGACCAUUCACUGAUGAAGUACAGUCGCUCACAUAAACUAGAGUCGG